Molecule: messenger RNA, 2115 nt
Organism: Kockovaella imperatae
Lineage: Eukaryota; Fungi; Basidiomycota; Tremellomycetes; Tremellales; Cuniculitremaceae
Product: long-chain-fatty-acid-CoA-ligase
Exons: 7
Coding region: 1-2115 (704 amino acids)
Biological process (GO): long-chain fatty-acyl-CoA metabolic process; long-chain fatty acid metabolic process
Cellular component (GO): lipid droplet; plasma membrane; endoplasmic reticulum
Molecular function (GO): long-chain fatty acid-CoA ligase activity
Source: RefSeq, a predicted model, not a curated record
AUGGCGCCUCGAAAGCACGGUCAGUCCGCUUCAUGGGAAGUCGAUGCGGACAAGCCCAAGCCAGAAGGCGAGACGAGAAUCAGGAGAUCAUAUUGUGUCAAGGAUCUCACGACGCAGCCCGCACCUGGUGUCGACACGGUUCACGAUGUCCUCCUCUACGCUGCUCGCACCCACGGAUCCAAAAAGGGAUUCGCAAACCGAGAUAUUGACAGGAUCAUCACUGAAGACAAGGAAGUGGUCAAGAAAGUCGACGGCAAGGAAGAGAAGCAGACCAAGACAUGGAGCUAUUUCAAGCUCAAGUCGUUUGACUGGAUGACUUAUGAGGAGAUGCUCGUUGCCGCAAAGGAGCUCGGAUCGGGUCUCAGGGAGCUAGGAGUUGGCGAGGAGGGUACAGACUCGUUCUUCAAUAUUUACGGAUCUACUUCACGCAAUUGGAUGAUGACUGCCCAAGCGUGUGCCUUUAACGGUACUCCCAUUUCAACGGCAUACGACUCGCUCGGACCCGAUGGACUCGCUCAUUCUCUCAACGAAACCGAGGUCAAGGGCAUGUUCACACAUGCCGACCUGCUCGGGACCUUGGCCAAGAUUAUCUCCAAAUGCGAAACCGUCCGAUUAGUCAUGUACGAUGGCGAAGCGGACGAUAAGGCGCUGCAGACGAUCCGCGGAGUCCGUGAAGGUCUCAAAGUGAUCCACAUCGACGAGGUCAGAAAAAUUGGAAAGGAGAAACCCGUGGAGGCACGCAAGGUCAAGAGCGAAGAUAUUUACUGCUGCAUGUACACCAGUGGAUCAACCGGAACGCCAAAGGGAGUGCUUUUAAGCCACGGAAACGUCACGGCAGCAAUCGGAUCCGUCUGGACCCUGCUAUACGAGGUCCUCAAGCCUGGCGACUCUUACCUCGCCUUCUUGCCCCUCGCGCACAUCCUCGAGUUCGUCGUCGAAAUGUCUUGGAUCUUUGCGGGUAUCCAGAUCGGCUAUGGUCGUGUCAAGACCUUAACCGAUGCGAGCGUGCGAGAGUGCAAGGGUGAUAUCGCCGAGUUCAAGCCAUCCAUCAUGGUCGGCGUCCCCGCCGUGUGGGAACUCAUCCGCAAAGGUAUCCUCGGCAAGGUCGAAGGUGGAAGCGUGAUCACCAAGAGCAUAUUCAACUUUGCUCUCAGUGCCAAGCAGACUGCUCACAACUAUCAUCUUCCCCUCGUUGGAGGGUUGACCGAUACUGUCGUGUUCAACAAAGUCCGAGCACAGACUGGUGGCAGACUGCGAUUCUUGUUCAACGGUGGUGGAGCGGUGUCCAAAUCGACCGAAGAGUUCCUCAAUACGGCGUUGGUCAGGAUGAUCCAAGGUUACGGUCUGACAGAAUCCACGGCCAUGGCGUGCAUUCUCAACCCGGCCUGGCACAACCUUGGUUCGGCCGGUGGACCCGUGCCCGCUGCGGAGAUCAAGCUUGUGGAUGCGAAGGAGGCAGGCUACUUUUCGACCAACGAUCCACCCCAGGGUGAAGUCUGGGUCCGUGGACCUGCCAUUUUCAAGGGUUACUACAAGCGAAAAGAUCUGCAGGACGAGGCCUUUGCCCCAGGAGGGUGGUUCAAGACGGGCGACGUGGGCCAAUGGAACAAGGAUGGAACGUUGAGCAUCAUUGACCGACUCAAGAAUCUUAUCAAGCUGCAAGGUGGAGAGUACAUUGCCAUCGAACAUCUCGAAUCGAUCUACAAGUCUUGCCCGCUGGUUGCCAAUGGCGCGGUCGUGGCCAACUCGGAACACAGUCAACCCAUGAUGGUGGUCGUGGCGCAUCCUCAGAAUCUCCCGGCCUUUGCCAAGAAGAACGGUCUGGGUGAUGGCGAGGACUUGGCUCAGCUCUGCAGGGACACCAAAGUGGUCGACGCGGCCCUCAAAGAGCUGAACGGAAUCGGCCGAAAGCAGGGUCUCAAAGGGAUGGAAUUGCUCGAGGCGAUUGUGCUUACGGAAGAUGAAUGGACGCCUGAGAGUGGAUUCUUGACCGCGGCGCAGAGUAAGUUGUCGAUGCAUGUCCCGAGACAUUGUUGGCUGACGUUGGUGGCAGAACUUCAGAGAAAGACUAUUCAGCAGCAUUACAAGGGGAGGAUUGAAAAGGUUUACAAGUAG